GCGCAGCGGCCCGGGGCCCGCGGAGGCGCCCGGAGCUGCCGCGGAGGCCUCAGCCGGGGGCCCCGCGCCCUGCCUGGGCAUGAGGCGGGGCCGGGGCCGCUGUCAGCCGCUUCUGCGGGGAGAAGAUGAAUGUCUGCAAUAAACCUCAUAAUAAGAUAGCUCCAGAGGAUUUGGGUGAAGCUGUCCCUGAGGUGAAGGUCCAACGUGCUCGAAGAAAUGGCUGGAGCUGGCCCCUGCACCUGUUCCAGAUCAUCGCCUGGCUGCUGUUCCUCUUCUUUGCUCUGGUUGGCUUUGGGAUCCUGGUUCCUCUCCUGCCCCGCCACUGGCUGCCCGCUGGUUAUAUCUGUCCAGGAGUGUGUUUUAUCUACCAUUUAGUUGUUCAUCUUACUGCAGUUUCCAUUGAUCCUGCCGAUGCAAAUGUGCGAGAAAAAAACUAUCUGGGGCCUCUGGCCACCUUCAACCGUAACCAGCAUGCACAUGUCAUUGAGAACCAUCACUGCCAUGUCUGUGAUGUGGAUGUGAGUGCCAAGUCAAAGCACUGUGGAACUUGCAACAAGUGUGUGUGUGGCUUUGAUCAUCACUGCAAAUGGCUCAACAACUGUGUGGGAGAGAGGAAUUACUGGCUCUUUUUGAAUAGUGUGCUGUCUGCCAUUCUGGGCCUGGGGCUUCUGCUGCUCGUUGCUUUCUACGUCUUUGUGGAGUUCUUCGUCGACCCCACGGUGCUUCGCUCUGACCAGCACUUUGAUGCUUUGAAGAACCACAUGGACCGCUGGUUUGUGUUUCUUCCUGCAUCUCCUGUUGAGACUCGGGCACCUGCCAUUUUGGUGACAGCUGGGAUUUUUAUUCUUCUGAGCCUAGUGACCGUGAUCCUGCUGGGACACCUCUUGACCUUUCACAUCUAUCUCUUGUGGCACAAGCUGACUACGUAUGAGUACAUCCUGCAGCAGCGUCCCCAGCAGCAGCCAGACAAGGCAGACAAGAAACAGGACUCUUGUUCCUCCCAAGUGAGACCCAGUCAGGAAGCAGAUUUAUUAUCAGGUAAUCAUGGCUAUGCAGACCCUGGAAUUCAAGUAGAGGAAUUUUCAACAGUAACUUCAGGAAAAAGCUUUCCAAAGCUCUAUGUCCAUAACCAAGGAGAUGACCCCAAGCAGAGCUCGUCCCCUGAGUCCCCAUCUUUUCACUCUGUGCCCCCUUCUCAGCAACAGAAGAAAAGAAGAAAGAAAGUGCAGAAAACUUCUUCCUCAGCAAUGGACAGUGGAUCUAAAGGACAUGCCACACCUCUGCCCUCAUUCCCAGAUCCCCCGUCAGAUAAUUCCAGAGGAGUCAGGAAGAAGAGUUUUUAUUCUGAGCACAAGGUCAAAAGGAGAAGCUGCCAGCAGGAUCGACAUGUAGAACGAGACCUGGAACUUUUUUCUAAGAUUCCUGCUGUGUUUGUAAGUAAGAGCAGUGGAGAACCUCUUGUCCCUCAGCCCCAGCCCAGUGAGAGCACGUCCGAGCCUGACCACAGAAAAUGCACCAGCAAGCAGCAUGUGGGCACACAUGAUCCACGCUCAAAGGACAUAAGGACAAGCACCACAGCGGCCUAGGGAUCACCCUUCCAAAGCCAUGGCCUCUGGGAACAGCUUUAGUGCUGUGUAGAGGCCUGCAGGACCCACCCCUCACUGUGCACGUGCUGUCAGGCUGCAGUGCGACAUUUCUCAUCUUCAACCAAAGGCAAGAAGCAGCAAAGUGGCAAACCUGAGGUAGAUUUGUUGCUCAAGACAGCUCAAGUGUUUUCCCUGGGAAAGGGACAAUCCCUCUUGGCCCACUGGUACUGCAGUAACUUCCCAACAGAGUGUAUGGGGAAGAGCAAGACUGCACCUCUGCCAUUCCCUGCACCCUGAAAGCUGUAUUUCCAUCUGCCUACACCCUGUCAGUCACCCAGAUCAUGCUCAGGGGCUUCAGCAGGUGGUCAGGGAGUAACCUCAGGAUUGCCCUGUCCCUAUACCACUUUCCACUGUGCACCCUCAAGCCAAGUCUGCCACCAGCAUGUUCUCUGUAAGGCAGCAUAGUUUGACCUGCUCCCCCCUCCCUUCCAGCAGUCUGGGGUACCCCAUGCUGCAGCAUUCUCAUCAGAAGCUUUGGGAUACAGCAGACCCUGAAACCUUUCCAAUUCCUGGGCUGCCAGAUCUGUAUUAGUCCACAGCCAAGCUGGGGGUGUGUGUAGAAAGGUCCCACAGCAGACAGUGGGGCACAUGGCCAGUGCCUCGAGCCACAGCACCCUAUGCUGGGGGUGAGCUGCAGAGAGCUGUCUGGGCUGCCAUCCUACAGCACCUGUGCUCUCCCUGCCCUCGUGCCUUCCCCAGGCAGCAUGCCCCAUUCCAGAUUCCUGGCUGAGUGCUGAGGCUGGGCUUCCAGCAAGCCCAGAUCUGCCUAGCAGCCAGCUAAUCUCAGAGCCCAGACAGCAGCUACACACACAUCUCCAUGGGAUUUGCCACCAGCAUGGCCAUAUCUGACAGGAUUUGGCUCAGCCCUGAGCAGCAGCACUGGCAUGGCUGCAUGCACAUUUCCAGACACAUCCCCAGCACAGCACACUGCUGGUGCUGUGAACAAACAGGUGUACCAGCUAAGAAAAGGAAGCCAGGGGAGUCUUCAUCACCCUUCCAAACGUUUUGAUGCAUGGAAGGCACAACUGACCUUUCUCCAGGCUAUGGUGGGUGCGGGUUAGGGAAGGACAGGACAGAGCAGGGUGCUGUGAGAGUCAAGCUAAGCUCUUCUCCUCUUGUCUAGCUCAGUCUGCAAGCAUUCCUUGGAGCUGGGUCAGAGCAGGAAUGGGGAUCUGUGGAGAAAGGCUCUUUGGGCACAGUCAACAUGGGACAAUAGGCUGGACUCCCAGCCUUCAUGGGAGAGACUAGCCUGGGAGAAAGAUAUGGAGGUGUUUUAAAGGGCUGUCUUACCAUUCUCUUCUCUUGUGUGAUUUUUGUCUCCUGAAAGAAAUGGGAUGAGAAGCUUUGACUUUUCAUCAAAUUCCACAAUCUGUUGAUCAGAAAAAGUGAAAUCUUGUGUAGCUGUUGAAAUAAUUUUGUCUCAGUUUGCAGAAGGGCUGGCCUGUGGUCACACUCCUUGCAGCUUCCUUGCCUGCUGUGGCCAGUGGUGCCUGCUGGCAGUGUGACCCUUGGGAAAAGCAGGUGAGUGUGGGCCAGCAGACCUGGCACUGGCCUACAGAGACAAGGGCAUUGCUCACCAAUGAGUCCCUGUUAGACAAAGUCCUUCCUGUUGUUUCUCCUCGUGUCAGCUGUCAUGCAAGGAAAUUAUGUCCUGCAGCAAUGCUGGCUUCAUGGUUUUCCAAGGCCAGCUGUUCCUCCACCAGAAGGCAUUGGUAAUUCCUCUUCAGCAGGUGCCCCUGAGCAGACCUUAUGUGUUUUCUUAUUCUGUUCAUACAGAAUCAGUCCCAAAAUCAUGUAUGGAGCUCUUCAGUAGCUCUG
Ficedula albicollis (Collared flycatcher) is the source of this 3464-nucleotide messenger RNA. RefSeq names its product zinc finger DHHC-type containing 1 (gene ZDHHC1). Gene Ontology annotation, molecular function: protein-cysteine S-palmitoyltransferase activity. Bases 126 to 1586 code for a protein of 486 amino acids. NCBI's taxonomy places the organism in Eukaryota, Metazoa, Chordata, Aves, Passeriformes, Muscicapidae. The transcript is spliced from 11 exons. Gene Ontology annotation, biological process: peptidyl-L-cysteine S-palmitoylation; protein targeting to membrane. Gene Ontology annotation, cellular component: Golgi apparatus; endoplasmic reticulum. The record is from RefSeq and is a predicted model, not a curated record.